Hippocampus comes (tiger tail seahorse) is the source of this 4444-nucleotide messenger RNA. RefSeq names its product tetratricopeptide repeat domain 17 (gene ttc17). Gene Ontology annotation, molecular function: protein binding. The record is from RefSeq and is a predicted model, not a curated record. The transcript is spliced from 25 exons. Bases 33 to 3644 code for a protein of 1203 amino acids. Gene Ontology annotation, cellular component: actin cytoskeleton; cytoplasm. Gene Ontology annotation, biological process: cilium organization; actin filament polymerization. Lineage: Eukaryota; Metazoa; Chordata; Actinopteri; Syngnathiformes; Syngnathidae.
UGCUGUUGCCACAGCGGUCGGGAGACAGAAAAAUGGCGGACAUCGAGAAAAUCACUCCUGACUCCUUCCCCUGUCGAGUCAGCUGUUCGCCCAAAACGUUUUUCCAGGGGAAGCUUUUCAUUUUACUUUGCAUACUCAUAGUGGACUCCGGAGGAGCUACAACCCACUGGGUUGUCACGGAGGACGGAAAAAUACAACAGCAAGUUGAUUCGCCUUUGAAUCUCAAACAUCCGCAUGACGUUGUGAUCUUCAUGAGACAAGAGUCUCGGGUUGACUACCUCAAGAAACUGGAGAAGCUGCUCGUGGCACAGAAAAUCCACAUUGAGGAAAAUGAGGACAGAGACACAGGACUGGAACAGCGACACUACAAAGAGGAUGCAGACUGCAUUAUGGCCAAAGUACCUCUUGGUGACCUUGACCUGUAUGAUGGCACUUAUAUCUCCUUAGAGAGUAAAGAUAUUCGCCCCGAAGACUAUGUGGAUUUACUCUCCGCACUGCCUCCAGAUCUAGAAAAGCCAGACUGUGCAAGAGUUUUGGAAUUGCCUUAUAGUAUCCAUGCAUUCCAGCAUCUCAGGGGUGUGCAAGAAAGGGCAAACCUCACCUCCCCGUUACUUUCAAAGGAGGACCCAAUUUAUGGUUCUUUGUCACACAAACUGGGCCACAGUAUAGAUGUGGUGGGCCAUCGCAUCCAUCAAGCAUUACUGAGGAAUACAUCAUCAUGGGUGCUGUACAACAUGGCUUCAUUCUACUGGCGUAUGAAGAACGAGCCUCAAAGGACAAUGGAUUGUGUGGCGCGGGCUCUGCACUUUUCCCCUAGGCAUCACAAGGAUGUCGCCCUGGUUAAUAUGGCCAACAUCCUGCACCGCGCCCAUUUUUCAGCAGAUGCUGCUGUUCUAGCCCACACUGCCUUGGACCUGCCCUCGGACCUGUUUACCAUUCACUACACUUUGGGAAAUAUUUAUGCUAUGCUUGGGGAAUACAACCACUCAGUGUUGUGUUAUGAGCAAGCAUUACAAGCUCAACCAGGUUUUGAGUUGGCCUUAAGGAGGAAGCAUGCCGUGCUCUGCCAGCAAAAGCUUGAGCAGCGCCUCGAAGCCCAGCACAGAUCACUGCAGCGAACCCUGAAUGAGCUCAAGGAAUACCAAAAGCAGCAUGACCACUACCUUCGCCAGCAGGAGGUGCUAGAUAAACACAAGCUGUUGCAGGAAGAGCAGAUCCUGCACAACAUUAUCCAUGAGACCCAAAUGGCCAAAGAAGCCCAACUUGGGAACCAUCAAAUUUGCCGCCUGGGUCAUCAGCACCAAAGCCUCCACUGCUCGUUUGAUCUGCCUGUGCGCUAUCACCGUGGUGACCUGUUUGAACAUGUACAUUUUGUCCAAUUUGGCGAAGAGAUAUCAGUGGCAUCCAGUGUGGCACUUGUGUCUGAUCACAGUUCCAAUCAGUCAACACACAGCCCUCAGCUCCAUCCUUCUGUGUCAGGUGACCAAGAUCCUGUUGCCGCCCUUUGGAGCAGUCAUCAUGAUGACACACAGGAUGUGCAGAAGUUGUUGUGGCCACAGAGGUCAGACUGCAUUCGUGAAUACCCAACUGUCCCACCUGUGCACUUGUUGCCGACAUACCACCUUUUGCCUGAAACCAAAAGUCACAGCCCAGUGGCAACUCUUCUCUAUGGGAGUCUUAGUCCUCCUCAAACUGUGACCCUGCCAGAGUGUGGUUCUCUCUCCCAAGCACAUUCACCUCCCCUGCCUGCUUCACUUGACUGGCUUUUGGAAGACAAGAUGCUUCCAGAUCCCUUUGCCUUCCAGAUUUUGCAGUUCCGAAGUGGUGGUUGGACAUUGGAACAAAUUGGUUCCAGAAUUGCCGAAAUAAUGAAAUUAGACCAAGUAUCCAGCUCGCACAUCUACAAUGAGGCAUCUCUCUUCUGGCGGGCCCAAGGAAACGGCAGUCGUGCCCUUCAGUGCCUGCGGCAAGUGUGGAUCAAAGUCCCUCCCUCGCACCGUCAUUUGCCCCUCACAAAUGCUGCUAAUUUGCUGCUGCAUUAUGGAUUGACCACCCACUCACAAACGCUGGUGGAGCAAGCGCUGGUUUACAAUGCAACUGAGCCCCAUGCACUCUUCAGCCUGAUGAGCUUGCAGUUGGCUCAGGGCAAUGUGACAGGAGCUCUGGCCUUGUUUCGCCACACGCUGACGACAGCCGUUUCCUCCUCCACUUUCUUCUCAUCCUUUGCUGCCUGUGAGCAGUGUCGCACCAGUAUGCCUCUUCUGCGUUGCCUGCAGUUUUAUCCCUUCCUUUACAACCUUUCAAACCACCAAGCCUGCUCACAGGGUUCUGGUUGUGGUGCUAAGGAUGAACUUGCCAUCCAACUGGAGGAGUGGGGUGGUGGAGAAGAAAAACAGGAUACGUCUUCCAUUUCAGCCACCGAGGACUCUUUGCUCUUUGAAAAGGUCGUCUUGGACACAAAUGGGUCUGGCGAGGCUGCAGGAAAACAGCAGCCUGCUCACUCUUCUGCAGGGACGACCCCGUCACUCACAGAUGGAGGAGUUGAAGGUGAGGAGGAGUGGCAGCUGAAGGAAGACCUGAUGGGAGCGUUCGAGGGGGCUUUAGAUGUCGGUGGCAAACGAGGUGACUUGCGGGGAAUCCGGGUGCUCAAGAAUGACCGUGUGAUGGGGCCCCGUAGUGGUGGAGGCCCAUGCUUUGGAAACUGUGAGGAUGACGAAGGUUCAGAAUGGAUCACCUUUCAAGUAAAGAGAGUAAGAAAGGCAAAGGUGGAUGGGAGUGAGAAUGUGGCCAACUCUGAUGAUAGCCAAGGUGGGGAGCCGGUGUCUGAAGGACAUUCUAUUCUGGAGAUUAGCGGACCGACUAUUCCAUCAGCAGGUCCUCCAGGCCGCUGGAGGGACUAUACAAGUCUCGGAUGGCCAGGGCCAGAGGAGUGUCAGCGCACACGAAGGGUUGACCUCACCACUGCAGCAAGCACCUGGCUAGCUGUGUCGGCCAAGAACAUCGACAUCACAGAGCACAUCGAUUUUGCUACCCCACUUCAGGAGCCAGCUGUUGAGCCAUUAUGCAAUGCAAACCUCGCUGCCAGUAUGCACACCCUCGACCACCUGGCAGGCAUGGCUAAUCGAGCCGCCAUCCACUACACAGGAGAGAGCCAACUCAGUGAGGUCCUGCAAAACCUUGGGAGAGAGGAAUUCUCCCCGCAAUCUUUUGAACAGGUGGGGACUCGAAUUGCUAAAGUAUUAGAGAAGAACCAGACAUCAUGGGUAUUAUCCAGUAUGGCUGCACUUUAUUGGAGGGUGAAAGGUCAAGGCAAGAGGGCUAUUGACUGCUUGCGACAGGCCCUCAAUUACGCCCCCUAUCACAUGAAGGAUGUUCCUCUUAUCAGCCUGGCCAACAUCUUCCAGAAUGCUCGUCUAUGGGAGGAUGCUCUUACAGUAGCUCGCAUGGCUGUAGAAAUUACUCCACACUUUGUUGUGAACCACUUCACUCUUGCCAACGUCUACAUUGCUAUGGAGGAGUUUGAAAAAGCAAUGCGCUGGUAUGAGUCCACGUUGAAACUGCAGCCAGAGUUCGCCCCUGCCAAAGACCGACUGAGAACCAUUCAGUGUUACCUGCUCACCAAGAGGGAACGUCGUCAUCCUUAAGCAAAGAAGUUGCCAGAAUCAUGCCCACAGUAGACUAAGAACACACAAACUUAAUUGUUAAAGCACGCAGUUAACUUGUGCAAAAAAAAAAAAAAACAACAACAAUAAUAAUGGAAAAAAUGAGUCUGUUCCCUUUUAUUCAGCCCAUUGAAACUACUACAACAGUCGUUUAAAUCACUCAAACAUCACAAAGCGCAGCUUAUAAUAUUACUUGCAAUUCUGUUCUCCUAACAGUUAAAUGUUUGCAAAUAUGGAAGGGAAGUACAAUCUGACUUAUCUGCCUCGCUGUUGAAGAAGAGGGCUUAACAUCCUUGCAAGAGUUGGCAUUACAAAUAAAAGGGAAAAGCAUGUUAUACUAUUACACAAAUACAGCUGUAACAAAGUGUGUGAAUCAUGUGGCCAGGAGACAGUGUUGUACUUUAAAUUUGUUUUAAUGGUUUGUUUUAAUUGAAAGGGUUAUAAUAUAUUAUGUCCAUGAAGCGAUUGCUGAGAUGGAAUGUGGAAUGUGCUUCACAGCUCAGUACUAGUCACAGUUUUCAAAAAUAUAUUUGCCCUCAUUGUUUCCGUUCAUGAAAUGGAUGGUAAUUUUCGCACUUUUGUCAUCAUUCCUAUUUAUAUGGGACCUAAAAACUGAUUUUGCUCCAAGCUGAUUUCAUGAAAAAGUAGAAAAACUGAAUUAUGCUGCAUUUGCUUUUUUUUAAGGUAAUCAUCAGGCAAAAAAGAAAAUGGAUAUCCUUCUGGCCAUCACAAGUGGAAUCUGUAUCAAAUGUACAGUAUUAAAGGCCGUGUGUGGACUUCAA